AUGAUGAAAUAUUCGUUUAAGACUUUGGUCUUUCUUCUUGCUCUAUGCGUCAUCAGAGGUAUAGCUCAAUCCUCCUCAUCAACCGAUUCGAUACUCACCAUUCAAACUUCACCUCCUGAACCUACCUCGUCAUCGACUUCUGUUUCUUCAUCUUCUUCUUUGACAUCUUCUUUGACUGCGAAUUCAGGUUCAAGUUCAAGUAACGGAACGACCUCAUCUUCACAACCUACUUCAACAUCAAGUACCAGUUCUGGUAUUCUCCAAAACUGUCAAGAUGAUUGUCAGGAUAUAUCCAGCGCUUUAGCUUCAUGCGGAGCAGGUGACGCUCUGAACGCUACUUGCCUUUGUACACCCAUAAUAGAAGCAAAUUACGUUUCAUGUCUUCAAUGUGGAUUAAUGCUAACACCGACUGAAAGUGAAAGACAAGUUUACCAAGCUAUCCUGGAUUCAUAUAUCAAUCAAUGUGCAACUGCACCUUCCUUCCCAGUCUCUUUGCCAAAUAUUACGAUAACACUCCCAUCAUCCUCCAUAUCAGGCUCAAAUUCAGCAUCAAUAUCCCUUUCCUCGGCUAGUUCAGGUGUUUCAUCAGUAUCAAUAACCUCCACAAGUGCUUCUUCUAUUUCAGCUUCUUCUUCCGUACAGAUCUCUUAUCCGUCCUCGAUAAUCUCUCACACAGUCAUAACCUCAACCAUAACAACUUCACCUUCAAGUUCAACUAGACCGAGUGCAACAGGCGGAAACUCAGGUGGAGCAAGAAGGACGGGUGGUGGUGGUGGUAAUAUGAUGACUAUGGGACUAGCAGGUGUAGUAGGUGCUGUUAUAGCUGCUGCUGUAAUUUAG
Messenger RNA from Kwoniella shivajii, 840 nucleotides. RefSeq lists its product as uncharacterized. The transcript has 4 exons. NCBI's taxonomy places the organism in Eukaryota, Fungi, Basidiomycota, Tremellomycetes, Tremellales, Cryptococcaceae. The coding region runs from base 1 to 840 and encodes 279 amino acids. The record is from RefSeq and is a predicted model, not a curated record.